GCGACGCGCGGCGCGGGCGGCGGAAGUGGGUCAGAGCGGGACUCCGCCGAAGUGGAUCCUCCCACUGCGAAAGAGGCUGUUCGGCGGGGCGCGGGGCGGCGACCGCGGCCUCACUCUGGCCGCAUUCCCUUGGCUCCCGGCGGCGGCGCCAUGGACCAAGCUGUGGGCGACCUGAAACAAGCGCUUCCCUGCGUUGUCGAGUCACCCGCGAUCCAUGUGGAAGUUCUGCAGCGCAGCGAAAGCACUGCAAAAAAAGAAGACAUAAAGCUGAGUGUUUACAAGCUGCUCAACAGGCAUAAUGUUGUGUUUGGAGAUUACACGUGGACUGAGUUUGAUGAGCCUUUUCUGGCAAGAAAUGUUCAGUCUGUGUCUAUUGUUGACACAGAAUUAAAGCUUAAAGACCCUCAGCCCAUUGAUUUGAGUACAUGCACCAUUGCACUUCACAUCUUCCAGUUGAAUGAAGAUGGACCCAGCAGUGAAAAUUUGGAUGAAGAAACAGAAAACAUAAUUGCAGCAAGUCACUGGGUUCUGCCUGCAGCUGAAUUUCACGGGCUUUGGGAUAGCCUCGUGUAUGAUGUGGAGGUCAAAUCACAUCUCCUUGAUUAUGUGAUGACCACCUUACUGUUCUCAGACAAGAAUGUGGACAGCAACCUUAUCACUUGGAACCGGGUGGUGCUGUUGCACGGUCCUCCAGGAACUGGAAAAACAUCCCUUUGUAAGGCAUUAGCCCAGAAACUGACCAUCAGACUGUCAAGCAGGUACCGGUAUGGCCAACUGAUUGAAAUAAACAGCCACAGCCUCUUUUCUAAGUGGUUUUCAGAAAGUGGCAAGUUGGUAACUAAGAUGUUCCAGAAGAUUCAGGACUUGAUUGAUGAUAAAGAAGCUCUGGUGUUUGUGCUGAUCGAUGAGGUGGAGAGUCUUACCGCUGCUCGAAAUGCUUGCAGGGCAGGUGCAGAGCCAUCAGAUGCUAUUCGUGUGGUCAAUGCCGUCUUGACUCAAAUUGAUCAGAUUAAAAGGCAUUCCAAUGUGGUGAUUCUAACCACUUCCAAUAUCACUGAGAAGAUUGACGUGGCUUUUGUGGACAGAGCUGACAUCAAGCAAUACAUUGGCCCCCCCUCUGCAGCAGCCAUCUUCAGAAUCUACCUCUCUUGUUUAGAAGAACUGAUGAAGUGCCAGAUUAUAUAUCCUCGUCAGCAGCUGUUGAACCUUCGAGAGCUGGAAAUGAUUGGCUUCGUUGAAAAUAAUGUGUCAAAGUUGAGCCUCCUUUUGAGUGAAAUUUCAAGGAAGAGUGAGGGUCUCAGUGGCCGGGUCCUGAGGAAACUCCCUUUCCUGGCUCAUGCGCUCUACAUUCAGGCACCCAGCGUCACCAUCGAGGGUUUCCUCCAGGCCCUGUCUCUGGCAGUGGACAAACAGUUUGAGGAAAAAAAGAAGCUUUCAGCUUAGAUCCCAGACAUCCUUAUCUGUGGUUUUCAAUGGACAACUAGUAGGUGAUAACACCUACCUCACAGUGCACAUCAGAGAUUAUUCUAAACAAUGUAGGUCUGCAAGGCAGACAGAUGGGAUGGCGAACUUUGUCAAAAGAAGGAAGGACUGUGUUUGUGUUAUUUUAUAAUGCAUAUUUAAAGGCAAACUCCCUGUCUUUUUCAGUUUUAAAAAAAUAGUUCCAAUUCUGUUUGCAUCUAUGUAAAGACCCAUCUAAAUAUUGAUUCCCAUCCUGACUCUAGCCUGUCAGACACAAGAUGUUAAAAUUUGUUUAAAAUAAAGGGAGCUCAAAACAGCUAUCACAGAACAAGAGGCAUAAUGCUAAAUAAGGAUGCAGUUACAGCACUGAAGGAUAGAUCCUUCGCUCAAGCUAGAAGGGACCAGUUAGCUUCAGUUAGCACAACAUAAUAUCUUGUGCCUCAGUUAGCACAAGAUGUUAUAUAAUGGAUGAGAAAGACAUGUUCCUGUGAUACAGAAAUUGAGCAAAGGAAUGCAGGUGCAGGUGAGGACUUCUUUGAUAGUGAUCAGAUGUCAUGUUCACAGGAACAAAGCAUGCUUUCUACAGCCAAGUGAAGCAGGCAAUGUGUGUCUUGUUUCUCCACUAAUGUUACUCAUAUUUCAAGUGAAAAUGCAUGUUGCCAAAUAUAAGUUAAUAAGUGUUAUACCUCACAGAAUAUCAUGUUUUAUGUCAUCUUGGCAUUAAUGCUUUGUACAUGAAGCUACUUUUAAAAGGAGUGCUGUUUUUUCAUAGAACUUUUUUAAUAUUAAACUUGUUUUCAGAAUGCUUUUAUUUUUAUUCCAAUGUCUACUUCAAAUGCUGAAUUUUACUAAUAAUGAUUGGUGUAUUCACACAACAUUAAAUUGUCUAUGUUCCAAGGAUCUCACAAUACAGUCAUUGACAGGAACAUACCCACUCUGCCAGUCCUAUUUGGGAGCAGUACCCCUGAGACACUGCAGGCCAUGGCUACUGCCUACUCUACUUUACCCUCCUCUGAUUCCUGGGGCUCCCGUGGGUGCUUUGGCUUCACUUUCCUCUGGGAAGCUAGGGCUAGAACUAUGACUAAAGGAGUGGACCAAUUCCUGCUUCUCUCUGCAUCCUUUCUAUCAGUCUGUGCUUUUCAGAGUUUUCAGCUGACCUCUGUUUCAUGAUUCCAUGAUUCCCUGUAUUCCUCUGCUUGGAAUAAAUUUGUCUCUUUUGCUCUGACUAUUCUCAUUCAUGGACUUACAGAAGAAACUUCUAAUCCAUUUUCUUACCUUAGAAGUUAUCUCUAAGAAACUGAAGAGGAAAAAAAAAAAGUUAACAAGAAUUCUACACAAAUUCUUGAAAAAGAAAGUUGUCAGCUAAAAAGAGAACAGCAUAGUCUUGACACAAAAACAGACAUUAGAAAAACAUCAGCAAUUCUCAUGAAUAUAUAUUCAAAACUUUUCACAAAGUAUUAGGAAAUCAAUGGGGAAAAAACAAACAAAAUAAUAACAAAAAUAAACCAAAGCAGGGUUUCCCUGGACUUUUAUUUCUAGGUUUUGGUUUUUGAGACAGGCUCUCAUUGUGUAGGUUUGGUUGUCCUACAACUCAAAAUGUAGACCAGGCUGGCCUCUAAUAGAUCUAUCUUCUGAAUGCUGGGAUUAAAGGCAUGUGCCAUCAUAUUUAGCUUUUUUUUUUAAUGGUUUAUUUAUUUGCAUGCAUGUCUGUAAGAUAUGCACACGUAUAUGGGUGUACAUGCCUGUACAUAGACAUGGUAGCCAGAAGGAAACAUCAGUAUCAUCCUCCUCGAUCCCUUUUUUUUUUUUUUAAGGAAGACUUUUUCCUUAAACCUGAGGCUUGCUUAGGUUAGCUGAAAAAUCCCAGAAAUCUUCCUGUCUCACAGCUGGUGUUACAAUCAUGUCAAGUUUCUUAUGUGGAUAGUAGGAUCUGGACUCUGAUUUUCUUCACUACCUAGUAAGGGUUUUGUUGUUGUUUUUAUUGUUGUUUGUUUGUUUUUAACUUUUUAUUGAGUCUGUGAGUUUCACACCAUGCAUCCCAGUCCCACUUAUAUUCCUGUUUCUUUGUAUCUGCCCUCUGCCCUUGCAACCUCCCCCAAAAGAAAAUAAAAAACAAAAAAAGUAAAACAAAGCAUAGAAAGUCUCUCUUUGUGUAAACUGCAGCGUGUCUCACAGAUUACCCUUUUGCCCAUAUAUCUUCACUUGUAAAUGUUUAUUGCAAUGAGUCAUUGGUAUGGUUCAAGGCCUCUAGCUUCUGCUACACCGUCAGUAUUGGUUCCUCACCAGGACUCCUUUUGAUUAUCCUGUUACCCUGUGUCAUAGAUCCUGCAGCUUUGGAUCAGCAAGACUGACUCUUUCAUGCUCUCCGACAAGAGGUAGAUUUUGAGGUGGGCCAACUCAAAGCCCUGGAUCUGGGCCUGGAUGGUAGCUGAGUUGUCCUUGGGUAUUUCACUGUGUUGCCUAGUGAGAUGGAGGGCCCACUUGCCCAAAUGCUGCAGCCCAUAAGGGACAGGGUCCGCUCUCAUGCUUUUAUUACCUUGGGGCCAGCUCUCCUGACUACCACAGGUGGUGAGGGGAGGGCAUUAACUCUGUGCCCAGGCCACCUCACAUCACACCUUCAGGGCUACCUCAAAUGGUACCCUCACCACCAGGGCCAGUUCUACUGUGCUGACCAGAUGAGGUGCAGGGCCAGCUCUCCCACUCUUGUAGCCUUGGGGCCAGCUCUCAGGUGGCAAGGGGGUAGAGGCCAUCACCCCCACACCUAAGCCACUUUACAGCAUACCACUGACAGGCCCAGCUCUCUCAUACUCACACCCUCAGUGCUGGCUCACCCCACCACUAGGGUCGGCUCUCCAGAGUGCUAUAGCCAGUGAGGGAUGGGGCUGGUUCUACAUGGCCCUUGGACAUCUACGUGGUCCUAGGCUGCUACGCAGACCAGGGAGGUUCACAUAGUCUCUAGUGGUAAUAUCAGCCAUGGACAUCAACACCAACUCCUGCCAUUGUAUGGUCAGGGACCGAGACUUGGUCCUCAGUGACAACAACACAGACUGGAACUUCACCAUGGUCUUGGGUGACGGGCUGUUCCUCUCCACCUUUGCAUCUCUAGUGCCAUCUCCCUUCACAAUGCUCAAACUAUACCACUUCUUUUUCUCUCCUAUCUGUCCACCACAUACUUGCACAUGGUAGUGGCUCCUGCUAUGGGCAGGCCAUGUGGCUCUUGGACCUCCGGGUAACCUCUCUGCCCAUGGGUAAGUGGGCCUCUAGGUAUCUACAGCCUGCCCAAUAGCAUGGUGACAGGAAGGUCUUUGGACUUCUUUCCCCUCCUGCGCUGCAUUGU
This is a messenger RNA of Meriones unguiculatus (Mongolian gerbil), 4798 nucleotides long. It is a transcript of the gene Trip13, whose product is annotated as thyroid hormone receptor interactor 13. Bases 151 to 1443 code for a protein of 430 amino acids. The record is from RefSeq and is a predicted model, not a curated record. The transcript is spliced from 13 exons. Gene Ontology annotation, cellular component: nucleus; chromosome. NCBI's taxonomy places the organism in Eukaryota, Metazoa, Chordata, Mammalia, Rodentia, Muridae. Gene Ontology annotation, biological process: meiotic recombination checkpoint signaling; reciprocal meiotic recombination. Gene Ontology annotation, molecular function: ATP hydrolysis activity; ATP binding.